Molecule: messenger RNA, 914 nt
Organism: Salmo salar (Atlantic salmon)
Lineage: Eukaryota; Metazoa; Chordata; Actinopteri; Salmoniformes; Salmonidae
Product: ubiquitin-conjugating enzyme E2 E1
Source: RefSeq, a predicted model, not a curated record
UAUGAUAUCAAAAUGUCAUAUCAGUCUACGAUGGCCUAAUGUUGAAUGAUCUCUGUGCGCCGAUUUGCCUUCAUUAUUGUGAGUGCGCAAUUAUGAUUCCACUGCACCCGCGGCACUUCCGUUCCACAGAAGGCGAUUUGCACGAGCUCAGGCAGUGGGGAGAUCCAGACACAAAGGAGGUUCCUUCUAAUUUCUUGUCCAAACCGGUAUGUCGGAUAAGGAUUCGUGUGUCAGCACUAGCUCUUCGUCUUCUUCCUCCAAUCAAAACAAACCGAAGGACACACCUUGCAAGAAACGAGAGACCAAAGCCAGUAUGAGCAAGACCUCCAAGCUGCUAUCCACCAGCGCAAAGAGGAUUCAGAAAGAGCUGGCAGAUAUCACGCUGGACCCUCCGCCAAACUGCAGCGCUGGUCCCAAAGGAGACAACAUUUAUGAGUGGAGGUCAACCAUCCUGGGACCACCGGGCUCUGUUUACGAGGGAGGGGUCUUUUUCCUGGACAUCGCCUUCACACCCGACUACCCCUUCAAACCACCCAAGGUAACGUUUCGGACGAGGAUCUACCACUGUAACAUCAACAGUCAGGGGGUGAUCUGUCUGGACAUCCUGAAGGACAACUGGAGCCCCGCCCUCACGAUCUCCAAGGUGCUACUGUCCAUCUGCUCUCUGCUCACAGACUGUAACCCAGCUGAUCCCCUGGUUGGAAGCAUCGCCACCCAGUACACGACAAACAGAGCCGAGCAUGAUAGAACAGCCAAACAGUGGACGAAGCGGUACGCCACAUAGAGCACAGCCGUGUGGGGGGGGGGGAUUUCUAUUUCAGAUUUUUAGUACUUUAUUGUCUGGUAUAUUUUUUUUGGUUCCUGAUUAAGUUAUCUGUGCAAAUAUGAAAAUAAAGAAAAACAAUGAAACAAUA